Drosophila virilis is the source of this 2840-nucleotide messenger RNA. RefSeq names its product kumgang (gene kmg). Lineage: Eukaryota; Metazoa; Arthropoda; Insecta; Diptera; Drosophilidae. Gene Ontology annotation, cellular component: nucleus. The record is from RefSeq and is a predicted model, not a curated record. Gene Ontology annotation, biological process: positive regulation of transcription by RNA polymerase II.
AUUUUUGUUGUGGUUAAAUCAACCAUUUUGACAGACUUUCCCAUAGCACGCAUGGGACUCGAGGAACCGCUUUGAAAUUCGAGACCCAAGUAGCCUUUGCGUAAUAAAAAAAGUCGACCAUCGGUUUGACGGUCUGACAGUGGUUUAGUUCAACGUGUGCUAACGUAGUGUUAACAUCUCGCCUAAAACAAAAAAAUAAAAACUUCUGGAAAAAACGGGAUAACUUUGAAAACAAAACAAACGCAUUUCUUCAAGACAACGGCAAAUCGUGAAAAACUUCGCCGACAUGGAAUUGCCGUCGAUGGUGGAGCGUUCCGGUAGUCGUCUAGUGGUGCGCAGCCUGGUGAGCGGUGCCACGGUCUAUCAGACCGCAAUGGAGGCCAAAGAAGUCGGUGGCGCGCCAGCUGCAGGGCGUGUCAGUGCGAAUGCCGCCCACCCACUGGUGGGCGCCGAGAUGCUCGAGCGACAGCUUCAAAUGCUCAACAACCGAACGGCCAGCCAGCCGCUGCCGCUGAUCCUGCCACUGGCCAUGCCCAAGACGGUGCUGCCCGGCGAGGAGGAGGGCAAGGAGCCGGCGGCGACGCAUCUGCAGCUGGAGCCAAGGGCCGAGGAGGAGCUGCCGCAGUGCAAGAUUAGGCGCAACUACAGCUGCAAUGCCUGCGCCUUCUUCACGCAGAAUCCGCGCAGCCAUUUGUCGCAUCUGCGCGAUGUGCACGGCGAGAAGAUUGUGAUAAAUGAGUGCAAGCUGUGCCUGUAUGCCUCGCGGCACUUCCAGAAGCUGGUGCGGCACAUGAAGAUGGUGCAUGGCUGCUCGGAUGAUGACAGCACUGGCAUAGCUGGCAGGCGCCACUGCAAUCGGGAGGCGCGCAAGCGUCGCCUCGAGGAGAGCAUCGAAGCGCCCGUUAUCGGGAAUGUGGGUGCUGGUGGUGCCAGUAUUCCCUUUGGUGGUGUUUUGCCAGGUGGUGGAGCCACGCUGCAGGGCGGACCCUCACUUAAGCAGCUGAAGAGCGAGCUGCAACUGCAGGAACAGCAGCUGCUCAGCAAUGUGGAGGCCUUCAAUCGACAGCAACAGCUGCAGCAGCUACAGCAGAUGGUCUCGCGCAGCGGCAACAUAUUCUCGAUGGCCUUCGAGUUUCAGAUGUGCAUGCUGCCGCCCACAACCGGCAUGAAUGUGGCCAGCAGCAGCCGACCGCCGGAGGAGACGGAACGUGAGCCCGAGAACAGCAGCUCCGAUUCGGAGGAGCUGCCGCAGGCGGAUGAAUGCGCCACACCCGAGGCACUCGAUCUCUCCGCCGGCUCUUCGGUCACCCAGUACCAGUGCCAAAAAUGCUCGUACAGCACACCGAUCCGUGCGCGCUUCAAGAAGCAUGUCAAGUACCAUUCCAUGCCGUUGAUCAAGUGCGGCUCGUGUGAUUUUCACUCGCCCUACAAGUGGAAUCUGGACAGGCACACCAAGAACCAUGGCGCCAAUGGCUAUUUCAAAUGCGGCGUCUGCGAUUUCAGCACCAACAUCAAGCAAUCGCUGACCAUACACGAGCUCAAUCACCAUGUGACCAGACGCUCUGCAACACAGGAACAUCAGCACAGCGGGACGCAAGAAUCAACGGAGCCAGCGGAACCAGUACUAGACACCGAGCCCUGUUCCAGUCCGGUGGAGACAACGGGCUCUACUUCGCCGCUGUCGGAGCUGCCGCCCAUCAUUUGCUCCCAUUGCCAGCAACGAGUGCCCAAUGCCAUGGAGCUGGUCAGCCAUUUGCAGCAGUGCGAGCCGGCGUUGCGCAAUACCACGCAGCUGGCCUGCGACAUGGAACUGGCUACGGAUGAGGAUUAUCGCGGCGCUGGCAACGAUCUCAGCUACUGCGGCAUAGAAACGGCGCCCGGCUAUGGCGAGGUUACCGAGCAGCUGCAGCCGGAGGACUCGGACGCACUGAAGAAGGUUUUCAAGUGUCCGCACUGCACAUUUUGGGCGGCCACCGCAUCGCGCUUCCAUGUCCACAUUGUUGGCCAUCUGAAUCGCAAGCCAUUUGAGUGCUCGCUCUGCUCGUAUCGCUCCAACUGGCGCUGGGACAUAACCAAGCAUAUUCGGCUUAAGGCCAUGCGCGACAAGUCGCACAUCCAGGCCCAGGUGCUGAUGAACGAUGAGACGGGCAGACGCAACUAUGCCAAAUACAAUCAAUAUCUGACCCUGAUGAAGGUCAGUGCGGAGCAGGCAGCCGAUGCCAAGACCAUGCGCUGCGGCGAAAUGCAACCGAGCAACGCCGAGCAACAACAGCUUCUUACUGUGCCACCGUUCGAGGAGGAGCACAGCGACGUUCAGCUGGGCCCAGAACCGCACACGGAAUCGUUGGCUGCACUCGAUUUGCGCGUCUCCUGCAAGCCGUACGCGGAGCAAACGUUGGCACCGAACGAUCUGCUCAAUGAGCGCAGUUUUCCGAGGCAAAAACAAAGCAAGAAACAACACGAUGAAAACCAGACGCAGCUAUACAGUAAAUCCAGUAAGCACCCACAGGACUCCGCCAAAAAGGAUCGCUAUCAACACGCCCUCUACGACGUGCGCAACUAAAGCGAGUCUUUUUGCUAUUCCACACAUCUUGGGCAGCUCCAAAAACUGACUACAUGGUUGGCUUGGGAUUACAAUAUAUGGAAUUGUUUUAAAUUCUUAACGACGGACGGACAUUGGAAUUGUUCUGGGUUUAGUUUAUACAACAUUUUAUUUUCUCUCUAUAUAGUUACGUAUUUAUCGUUAUUUUUUCAUACUCCAAUAAACUGCGUUAAAUGUUUCACUUGAAAAUUGAAAUUAAAAUAAUCAGAAAUAAAAGUUAGUUCUUCUAAAGGAAAAA